Camponotus floridanus (Florida carpenter ant) is the source of this 473-nucleotide messenger RNA. Its product is annotated as high affinity copper uptake protein 1. The transcript has 4 exons. Gene Ontology annotation, molecular function: copper ion transmembrane transporter activity. The record is from RefSeq and is a predicted model, not a curated record. Gene Ontology annotation, biological process: copper ion transmembrane transport. NCBI's taxonomy places the organism in Eukaryota, Metazoa, Arthropoda, Insecta, Hymenoptera, Formicidae. Bases 75 to 473 code for a protein of 132 amino acids. Gene Ontology annotation, cellular component: membrane.
CGAUUUGAUAAGGUUACGCGACAAUUUUACAAGUGCAUUUUAGCUCUUAAACCUCAGUAAUAUUCUAAGACAAGAUGCAGGGUAUGACAUUCCAUGGCGGCAUCACGGAGACGAUUCUGUUUAACGGCUGGCACAUAAAUAAUGUGUCAGGAAUGAUUAGUUCCGUCAUUGGCAUUAUUCUCCUAACUGCAAUAUACGAAGCACUAAAAUCUUAUCGCGAAUCUCUUUUCGCGCGCACGGCAUUCCUUAGGAAGAACCAAAGAGAAUCUAGAAAUGCAUUAUUGUUCUCCAAAGUGCAUUUUUUUCAAACGUUUUUGCACGUGAUUCAAGUAGUGCUUGGCUAUUUUAUUAUGUUUAUUUUUAUGACGUACAACUAUUGGUUUUGCAUUGCCGUCGGAGUUGGAACAGCUGUCGGAUAUUGGUUAUUUGCGUGGGAAAAAUCUAAUAAUGACAAUACAAAUUGUUGCUUAUAA